AUGUGCUAUGCUGACGAAUUACCGAAAAAUGGUCUGAUUUUUUGUGCAAAUCGGGAUGUUUUAAAACCUCUGACUUCAUUCUCCGGGCGUGGCUUGAACAAGCAUCUUUCUGCCAGUGUAGCCAAUUUCCUCCGAUACUGUGCCAUACAGGCUUCCACGAGUGACAUAAUCCCCAGGGAUGGUGCGCGCUACAAACGCUGCGAGAAAACAUGUCGGAGUCCUGAAUCGUUUGCACUCUCAUCAAACAAAACAAAAGUGAAUGUGGUUAAUCAAUGCCAGGAAUGCAACCAAACGUUCUGUCAACUAUCAGCGGCUUUAAAUCAUCAGAUUACUCACUCAAGCGCGCGCUUCUUCGAAUGCCAGUUGUGCACGAAAGCCUUCAAGUAUUGGCGUGGGCUUCAUCGCCACACUAUUACAAACCAUCCAGGUACAGCUGCUUUGAAAAUCCAGACAACUUCAAGGCAGCAGAUUUGUGAGUCGGAAAAAAAAGGAAACCCUUGUUCUGAAUGUGGCCACUUUUUUAAGCAGUGGCGUAUCCUGCGGAUGCACCAAAAAUCGGUACACAAAAAAGAGACUCGCAAUAUCUGCGAUAUAUGA
Molecule: messenger RNA, 597 nt
Organism: Opisthorchis viverrini
Lineage: Eukaryota; Metazoa; Platyhelminthes; Trematoda; Opisthorchiida; Opisthorchiidae
Exons: 2
Coding region: 1-597 (198 amino acids)
Biological process (GO): regulation of transcription by RNA polymerase II
Cellular component (GO): nucleus
Molecular function (GO): RNA polymerase II transcription regulatory region sequence-specific DNA binding; DNA-binding transcription factor activity, RNA polymerase II-specific
Source: RefSeq, a predicted model, not a curated record